CAUAUUCGGCAUGGAGGCCCAGGUGUGCAAUAUUCAAGUCCUUCUGCAGGCUGCUGAAUAUCUGGAAAGAAGAGAAAGAGAAGCUGAACAUGGGUACGCCUCAGUUUUGCCCUUUUACAAUAAAUCUACAGAGAAGAGAAGAAAAGCCAAAAGCAAACGGGGUGCAGCGGGGAACAGCAGGUCAGUUCAUAACGAACUAGAAAAACACCGGCGGGCACAGUUGCGGCAUCACUUGGAGCAGCUGAAGCAACAGGUUCCGCUGUCUUCGGACUCGUCGAGGAACACCACUUUGAACCUGCUGAGGAGGGCACAGAUGCACAUAAAGAAGCUGCAGGAGCAGAACGAACGCGCCGAGGUAAUGAAGGACCGACUGCGCUGGGAGCAGCACGAGCUGCGUCUGCGGCUGCAGCAGCUGCAGAGCGGCACGGAAAGGAUGCGCAACGACAGCCUGGGCUCGACCAUUUCCUCCGAAAGAUCCGACUCGGACAGAGAGGACGUGGAGAUCGACGUGGAGAGCGUGGUUUGGACUCUGGACUCGGCGCAGAUGGACGCCGAUCACAGUUACUCCUCCUCCGAUCACUCCUGGUUAUGACGACCGCUUCCAAGCGGCCGGCGUUCGUUCGUUCGUUCGUUUUCUAAAAUACAUUCCAAAAACAGUACGGCGAGGUCGAGGGGGAGCAAAAAACGAGCUUCAAACACCAAAAUAUCUGAAGGUUUGCAACAACAAAAAACAUUGAACCGUCAGACUCGGGCUGUCUGCAGGCGUGACUGGAAUUUUUGGUGAUCAAGAUCUAUGAUUUUUGAUGAUAAAUCGGUGCUGUAGAUAUACACACACACAGACACACACACACACACAGACUCGAUCGAUAAAAACUCUGCCAUAUUCUUUUCCUUAUUUUAUCCUUUGUUCACAUUGCACUUAUCGUUCCUCUCACUUCAAGCUAACAGGCUCUGUCGGAGAAACUGCAG
Trichomycterus rosablanca is the source of this 969-nucleotide messenger RNA. RefSeq names its product MAX dimerization protein 3 (gene mxd3). Gene Ontology annotation, molecular function: DNA-binding transcription factor activity, RNA polymerase II-specific; RNA polymerase II cis-regulatory region sequence-specific DNA binding; protein dimerization activity. Bases 11 to 592 code for a protein of 193 amino acids. The transcript is spliced from 6 exons. The record is from RefSeq and is a predicted model, not a curated record. Lineage: Eukaryota; Metazoa; Chordata; Actinopteri; Siluriformes; Trichomycteridae. Gene Ontology annotation, biological process: regulation of transcription by RNA polymerase II.